AUGUCGGCCCCGUUUCCAAACAUAUACAACCACCGCAAGGUGGCGGAAGCAUCCGCCAAAGCUUGCGACAUCUGCUACAAGAUGAGUACGUCAGUACUCAUCACGCCUGAUAAAAAGGACUUUUUUUACGUAUGCGCUGUGCACUUGAGGGAUCGCUACUUUUGCACGCCAAAGAUUGAUGAGGAAGCCGCCAGAGCCAAGAGAGAGCAAGACUUGGAAGCAGAAAAAGAAAAGCUGAAAAAAGAAUACGAGGAGAAGCAGCGCAAAAAGAAGGAAAAAGAGGAAAAAGACAAAAAGGAUAAGAGCAAAGACGACAAAGAUAAAGACGAGAAGGACAAACCGGAUGACAAACCGGAUAAAAAGGAAGAAAAUGAUGAGGCGUCCAAGGAGGAAGAGCCUCGGACGUUUGAGCUGAAGACUGCGUUUUAUCAGCAACGGUUGCAAAGGAAAAGACAAGCAGAAGCUGCCAAGAGAGAUAAAGAAAGGGUAUCAAAGCCGGGAUAUUUCCCCUCUGUGCCGACAGAGCCGCCCACAAAGUAG
Molecule: messenger RNA, 540 nt
Organism: Beauveria bassiana ARSEF 2860
Lineage: Eukaryota; Fungi; Ascomycota; Sordariomycetes; Hypocreales; Cordycipitaceae
Exons: 4
Coding region: 1-540 (179 amino acids)
Biological process (GO): vacuolar transport
Cellular component (GO): endosome
Source: RefSeq, a predicted model, not a curated record